This is a messenger RNA of Lactuca sativa (garden lettuce), 2184 nucleotides long. RefSeq lists its product as uncharacterized. NCBI's taxonomy places the organism in Eukaryota, Viridiplantae, Streptophyta, Magnoliopsida, Asterales, Asteraceae. The record is from RefSeq and is a predicted model, not a curated record. Gene Ontology annotation, molecular function: protein binding.
UAUUUUUCCUUCUUACUUUCUUUUCUUUUUUUCUUUUGCUAAAAAUGGGAACCACACGAGUGAGAAAACGAUCCUUACAAACCCCCCAUUUUUCCUCGUGACCCUCCUCUCUCUUUUCCUCACACACAACCACCCACGAGCCCGAUCGAUAAACCCUCUCCCGUUCGGACGCCCAAUUCUUCUCGACGUCGUUUUCGUCUUCGUCGCAGGCGUCGCUGGUUCUCCGUCGAUCAGUUCUUCUCGGCGUUUUCUUCUCUGUGUCAGAUACUCUUCUCCGUCUCUGGUUCUUCUGUUUUCGUUGACGAGUCUCUGUUUAAUUUAAUUUUUUUGUUGAUUAGUUUAUUUGUGUGAAUAUUUUGGUGAAAUUUGGUGUCUGCUUUGAUGCAUUUAGUGAUCUUUUCAAAUACGUUCCAUGCUGUUAAAGCGAAAUUUGUUGUCUACCGGUAAUAUUUUGGUGAAAUCGAGAUCCAAUCUGUUCUUGCAAAUAUAUUUUGACGUAAAGUUUACCGUGAAAUAGAGUUUACAAGUGGUGAAUCUCAGGUUUAUUACACAAACAAUUUGGUGAAACUAUGAAAUGCUUUCAGCCCUUGAUCAUGCUUUGAAUGGCUUAAACCUUUGAUAAUGCUGUCAAUGGUUUACCAUUGCUGUUGCUCUAAAGUCUAAAUAAUCUAUGUCACCAUGAAGUACAUAAAAACUUUAGUGAAACAUACACAAUUUGGUUAACUAUUUGCGACUCUGUUACAAAAACCAUCAGUUAUAGGGAAUAAUGGAUGGAAUAAAACCCUGAGAGGUGUAGUAUGCGGAUUAAAAUGAUUAACAUCACACAGGAUUCAUGUAGUUGUUUGAUGAAUUAUAUAUAUCUGUUGUUUAUUUGCAAGUGUAGGAAUGGCUAGGACAAGGAGUAUGGCUAGAAACCAGAAUGAUGAUGCUGCUGCAUCAUCUAGCAGGGAGAUGCCCAAGACUUGUGAACAUUGGUCAGAUCUUGACCAUGAUUUGCUUGAUUCAGUGAUGAUGCGGUUGGGAGUUGUGGAUUACUAUUCAUUCCGUGGAGUUUGCAAGUCUUGGAGAUUACUCGCGUGCUCUAAUGAAAACAAGUUUAUGGCCUCCAUGCCACCCAUGACCAUAAGUAUCUGUUGCCAUGCUCAUGACAAAACCUGCUUCCUGGAGGACUUUGAAAGAAGAAGGUUUAAAACCAUUCUUCCCAAUUCUGCUGUUGCAGCCUGUGUAGGAUUAACAUGUGGUUACUUGAUCUUUUUUGUUAAGAAAACCCACAGCUUCUGGCUUGUGAACCCUAUCACAAGGAAGGAACUUCAUUUUCCUAAUUUCCCAUCUGAUUACAAUCCUGGCAUUGGCAGGGUUAUCCUCGUCUUUUCACCCUCAAUAUAUGGGUGGGCGUUUGUUUUGUUGCUUCAUUCCUGCAGGGAGAUAUGGUUUUCAAUAGAGGGUAAAGGAGCAUGGAAUCAUGUCUCCUCCUACCCUUUCUGCAUCCAUGAUAUAUAUGCUUUUAAGGGGAAAAUAUAUGCUCUAAGCGAUCAGAUGCAUCGUUUAUUUGAACUGAGACUCAUUCCACACCCCAAAUUGACAAUGCUCGAAAUCAAGAAGCUCAAAUACUUCUUUUAUGCGACUAGGUUUGUAAGUUCAGGUGAGAGGCUUUGUGUGAGGCCUCCAAUUUCAAAAUUUCUGAAUGAAUUGCACGAGCUAGAUUUUGGGGAAAUGAAAUGGGUAAAACCUUGUGAAAAGACAUUUGAAGAAUAUGCAUUUUUUUAUAGCGACUUGAACCACGGUGCUGAUGUUGCUGUUAAAUGGGAGUCACUCGGGAGAUUUGCUUCAUUUCCCAACACUGAUGAUGAUGGAAAUAUCACUUUCUUUACUGCUAAAAUGUGGUACUUUCCCCAUCAAUCUAUGGAUGUUGAUCGCAUAGAUGAGUGAAGCACGUCUUUGGUUUCAUACACCUCUUGCCUAUGCUCCUUCAUAUUGCUUGCUGUUGUGGAAGACAAUUACAUACUCAGUAUGUUUGUUCCAAGGUUGUGUAAUGUAGAAAGUGUUUUGCUUAUUUGUUUAGACAUAUGAUAUAUAAGUAAAGUGAAACACAGAACUAGUUUAAUUGAUAUCUAGUUUUUGGUGAUUUCUAUUGUUGACUUGAGAUGAUGGUGAUUUCAUUCUAUUCUUAAAACCCAUUUGAAA